CCAUUCGUGAUGAGAAAUAGCAAUAUCUUUAUGAGCUAGUAGGCUUCAUUCUUUUACCUGCUUAUUACAAAUGACUAAUGAAAUGAUGAUGAUUGAUGGCUAAUUCCUUGGCAUUUUAGAAAUUGGACCACCUUUCUUUUUUCUUAUCCAUGAACUAUCUCUCAUUGUUUCUUCAAUAUAAUCCACACAUAAUUAUUUGCAUAAAGUUUUUUUUUUUGUUUCCUUUCUGGACAUAGGUUUCUGAAUUCUGGUUCUGUCUGCCGUUCUUGUUAUCUUUCUCCCUAUCUAGGUGACUUCCCUUAUCUCCGGAUCCUUCCAUCGCCACUACUCCGACCUCAUCCUAAAAUUCUUCGAAACCCAUCGAAAAUUACGGCCUUAUAUUCAAUGUAUAGCUAGGAAAUGAACUUUACAGAGUACCAUCUUUAGCAGUGCUAACAACUAGCUAGGAAGGACAUCAUCGUCCUCAUAAAGUUGUCACUGCCUCUCUGAGUCUACUUUCAUGGAUACAUCUACUUGUGUGUUGAGGCAAGAAUUAGUGUUUGAAUCUGUUUGCAAAUUAAGUUAAUGUGCAGGAAAGAAAUAUAUAUAUCUAAUUAAUGUAAUUAAAGAGUUACUGACCUGAAAAAAAUUUAGAAAAUUCACCAUCACAUAUGAGAUGUUGGUGGACCCUUGUUGAGCUUUCAAUGAAAGCUAUAUAGUCAUUUGGCUUGAUGCAAGAUAUUUUCAUCUGUUAAUCGAGUAAUUUCUGUCACAUCAGUACCAUGUAUCUGUAAUAUUAAUUUGCUGCCUAUUUAUUGUCUCCCAUUUAUAUCAUUGAUUCAGUUAGGCCUAACCACUUCACUCUCCUCUCUUCAUUAUCUCAUAAUAAGUAAGCAUGUUGCCUGAAGCAACCAGUGCGUGGUCAUGGUGGUGGAGUACCAGCAAUAAAGCAGAUGAAACUUCCCGAAAUAUCUUGACCGCUUUGGUCCCCUUGUUCAUUAUUUUUUGGUUCAUUUUCUCUGUCAAAAAGCAAAACAAGGAGAUACCUCCUUUGCCUCCUGGUCCGCGUGGCCUGCCUUUAGUAGGAUAUCUUCCUUUUCUGGGUUCUAAUCUCCAUCACAGCUUCAAAGAAUUGGCCAGUUUAUAUGGCCCAAUCUUCAAGCUCCGGCUUGGAAGCAAAGACUGCAUUGUGGUCUCCUCUCCAUCUCUAGUCAAGGAGGUGGUUAGGGACCAAGAUGUUGUGUUUGCUAACCGAGUACCCCUUAUUGCUGCAAAAAUUCUUUUGUUUGGGACCUUGGAUAUUGCCUUCUCCAAUUAUGGCCCUGAAUGGAGAAAAAUGAGAAAAAUAUUUGUUAGUGAGAUGCUUAGUAAUGCUAGGAUCGAAGACAGUUAUGAUAUCAGGAAACAGCAGGUCAACAAAAUGAUGAAUGAAACCUAUAAAAAAGCUGGUCAGGUGGUUGAUAUAGGUGAAUUAGCUUUUGUAUCCCUUGUUAGCUCUGUAAUGAACAUGAUAUGGGGGGAUACAUUGAAAGGGGAUGAGGGUUCUGUCAUUAAUUCUGAGUUUCGAGCUGUUGUAGAUGAACAACUAGAGCUUCUAGGGGCACCAAAUAUUUCGGACUUCUUUCCUUUGCUUGCUAUGUUUGAUUUACAGGGAAUAGAGCGCAGAAUGAAGAUCAUAUCAAAACGAUGUGAAGUGAUCCUUGAUAAAGCUAUUAAGCAUCAUAGUAUUGGAGAAAAUACUCAGCUGAAGGAUUUCCUUGGGCAUCUCUUGCAGCUUACUAAAUGUGAAGAUCCUACAACAUCACUAACCUUGCCUCAAGUCAAAGCCAUGCUCAUGGACGUGGUGACUGGGGGAACAGAUACAACAGUUGCACUAGCUGAGUGGGCUAUGUCAGAGAUACUGCAACACCCAAAUGUACUGAGGAAAGUCCAAGAAGAACUUACUGAGAUUGUGGGAUUAAACAAUACAGUUGAAGAGGCUCAUUUUCCCAAGUUAAAGUAUCUGAAUGCAGUUGUGAAGGAAACACUUCGUCUGCACCCACCUAUUGCUCUUCUCGUUCCCCAUUGUCCAAGCGAGCGUUCUAUUGUUGGAGGAUAUACCAUACCAAAGGGAGCUCGUGUCUUCCUUAAUGUAUACACUAUUCAGAGGGACCCUCAACUCUGGGAAGAUCCCUUACUGUUUCAACCUGAUCGGUUUUUGAGCGGGUCUUCUGUUGAUAAAAUGGACUACUUAGGCAACCACUUCCAGUUUCUGCCAUUCGGGUCUGGGAGGAGAAUCUGUCCAGGUAUUCCACUUGCAGAGAGGAUGUCAGUGUUUGUGUUGGCUUCACUACUGCAUGGUUUCCAUUGGAAAUUACCGAAUGGCGAAGUGGAGGUUGAUUUGUCAGAGAAAUUUGGAAUUGUUGUGAAAAAAGCAAAACCUUUGUUGGCUGUACCAAGUCCCAGGCUCUCCAGCUUGGAGCUUUAUUCUUACAAAGAUUAGCAUGUCUCAGAAACUAAUGUCUUUCAUGAAGAAUAAACAAAUAAUGCAAUAAGAUGUACUAUAUUUCCAUCAAGUAAUUUGAUGAUUGCAUUUUAGUUGCUUGAAUCAAA
Spinacia oleracea (spinach) is the source of this 2571-nucleotide messenger RNA. RefSeq names its product flavonoid 3'-monooxygenase CYP75B137-like. The record is from RefSeq and is a predicted model, not a curated record. The transcript has 2 exons. Gene Ontology annotation, molecular function: monooxygenase activity; heme binding; oxidoreductase activity, acting on paired donors, with incorporation or reduction of molecular oxygen. Lineage: Eukaryota; Viridiplantae; Streptophyta; Magnoliopsida; Caryophyllales; Amaranthaceae. Bases 875 to 2461 code for a protein of 528 amino acids.